Messenger RNA from Hevea brasiliensis (rubber tree), 994 nucleotides. RefSeq names its product expansin-A20. The record is from RefSeq and is a predicted model, not a curated record. The transcript is spliced from 3 exons. Gene Ontology annotation, cellular component: extracellular region. Lineage: Eukaryota; Viridiplantae; Streptophyta; Magnoliopsida; Malpighiales; Euphorbiaceae. The coding region runs from base 2 to 763 and encodes 253 amino acids. Gene Ontology annotation, biological process: plant-type cell wall organization.
AAUGGAUGCUCUUAAAGCCUUGGUUCUGUACUUGAUCAUGUUACAGACAAGCAAGAUCACUGCCACUAAUGCCACUGAUGAGGAAUGGAAGACGGCUACUGCAACUUACACCAAAGAUAAAGAAGGGUCAAUCACUAUAGAAGGAGCUUGUGGGUAUGGUGAUCUUCACAGAGCCACCUAUGGUAAGUACAGUGCUGGAUUGAGUAGCAUGUUGUUCAACAAAGGGAGUACCUGUGGAGCUUGCUUUGAGGUCAGAUGUGUAGAUCACAUCCUAUGGUGCCUGCAAGGUAGCCCCUCUAUCAUUCUCACUGCCACAGAUUUCUGUCCUCCAAAUUACGGGCUUUCAGCAGAUUAUGGUGGCUGGUGCAAUUUCCCCAAAGAACAUUUUGAGAUGUCAGAGGCAGCAUUCACUGAAAUUGCUGAAAGAAAAGCCGAUAUUAUUCCAGUUCAGUACAGGAGGGUGAAGUGUGAGAGGAAGGGUGGGCUGAGAUUCACAGCGAGUGGCAGUUUUCACUUCUAUCAGGUCCUCAUUACCAAUGUAGGAUUAGAUGGUGAAGUGGUUGCAGUGAAAGUGAAGGGAUCAAGAACAGGAUGGAUACCUAUGGCAAGAAACUGGGGCCAGAUCUGGCAAUCAAAUGUCCACCUUAUUGGACAGCCUCUUUCUUUUGAAGUCACUACUAGCAGCGGAAGAACACUCACAUCUUACAAUGUUGCACCAGCAAACUGGCAAUUUGAUCAAACAUUCCAGGGCAAACAAUUCUAGCAUGAAAGACUUUCAAGUUCCAGUAUAAUAUGUGACGAGCAACUUGAAACUUUGAGGCCUUGCUGAAGGGAUUAGCAGUAUUUUCUCCAUCUAUAUGUUUCACACAACCAUUAUACAUGUCACUCAUUUUCCUUCUAUCCAUAAAAGCCAGUCCUUGGUCAAAAAGGGUGAGAAAGCUGUAGAGAAAAGUUGAGAAGGAAUAGAAACACAGGUCGCAGUUUUGUCUCCUUA